Molecule: messenger RNA, 5048 nt
Organism: Osmia lignaria (orchard mason bee)
Lineage: Eukaryota; Metazoa; Arthropoda; Insecta; Hymenoptera; Megachilidae
Source: RefSeq, a predicted model, not a curated record
UUUUAAAUAUUUUUAUUAUUUAUUUUUCGAUAAAGAAUUUCUAGACUUGUGUAUAAUAUAACAUUCUAAUUUCAAGUCACAUGAUAUAACGGCAAAGUUUAAUCGUUUAUCUUUGGAACAAUCAGCACAGCAGAUCUAUCAUCGUUCCGUUGUUACUUAUUAGCACACAAUAACGACAUACCAUAAGCCCACUGCAAGGCACACGUGUUUAGGUACAUACCCUAACAGAGAUAGUGUUUACAUUCUGCUAUAGGGCUCUGCGUGGUCGAUUUUGCAGCUCGUAAAAGCUAUUUUGCAUGAAAUCGCGGAAAUGAUCCAUCAAUUAUAGUUACCACACUUGUUUAAAUUCAAAACCGCAGUUGGUAUGUUCUUGAAAAAAGUAACUUAAAUUAUACGUUGAUUACAUUGGGGCAGUGUUAUGAAUGUAUCAGAAACAUAAUACAGUAUAACCCCGGUUAUCCGAAAUAAUGUGUUCAGGGUGAUCGCAUAAUCGAUUUUUUCGGAUAAUCGGAUAACUGGCAUUAUGAUUACAUUCUAAAGAAAAAUUAUAAUUUCUUACAUCUUCUUUUCUUUUUUUAUAUUUCUUUGUCUAUAUUUACGUACUACACGUAUUACACAUGUGUAUGUACAUAUACUUUGUACGAAUAUGUGUACAUACACUUACACAUAUUUAUAGGCAAAUAAUAUUACAUAAAAAUAAAAAUUAAUAAGUGUACAUACUUAAUUUCAUUUUAUUUUGAUUUUCAUUCAAAUUAUUACUUGACAGAAUUCAAAAGAAAAGGAAAUGACACUGAGAAACUAAAAUAUAUAAAAAAUUUAAAAGGUAAAUAGUAUUAACCCUGAUAUUAUUUAAAAAGUAGGCAAAUGUAACACAAAGUGACAAGGUGUUAUAAAAAAACUAAUUUUUGAAAUAAAAUUACUACGAAUGAAAUUUGUCAUAAAAGUUAUGACAAUAUAAGGUUGGGCUGUAUUUUCAAAAACCUCUCAAAUCCGAUUUGCUUCAUUUUAUAUAAAAAUAAGGUUUGCGAGAAGGAUUUUUGGUGAUUCGACAUGGUGAAUGGUGAUUCUGUGAAACACAUUUUACUGUGGUAAUGUAACUCUCUGUACAAUAUAUACUAGUUAAAAUAAAGUGGGAAAACUCAGUCUCAGUUAGGACAAAAUAAAUAUAUUCUUAAACAUAUACCUAAUAAUAUAUAUCAUGUUUUAUAAAUUAGGUUAAGUUUUAAUUUUUUUAAAUGGGCCAGUAUUGUAGCGGUUUUCACCAUCGAUGAGGAACCUGCCACCUUGAUCACAUUUCAACCGUUUAUCAUUUCUAUUCAUUCAACUUUAUUAUCCCAAAAUAAUUAUACAUUUAUUCGCUUAUAUCAUUCAAAACGGAAGAACGUAUUAAACAUUUAUAAAGUCUAAUUCAAUAAAUUGAUUUACAAUAAUUUCGCUUGAACUGAGAUGGCGCUUAAAUCCGUUUCUGAUAGCCCUAAUUUUCGAUUAAAUUUGGGUUGUUUUACCGACGCAGAAUUCAGAUUUCAGCUACAACGCUUGUAUCGCCUUAAAAAUCAAUAUGGUAAAGACAUUCCCAUAUUGGAUCUUAAUACUUGAAUUGCUAAAAUUCCUCUCCGCAAAUAUCGUUUUUUUGUUAAAUGAAGCUAUUUACAAAAUGUCAGCCAAAUUCGAAUUGACAGAUUUUCGGAAAUUUAGCCCUGGAAUGUUAUCUACAGUCGAACAUGUACCUAAAGUUUGUUGUACUUGCUUCUAAAUUACCAUUUGACAAUGUUUUUAACGCUUUUAUCAUUUGUUGCUAUUAUUUUAUGAUUAUUUAUUAAUAAGUAAAAUUAUUGAAUAAUAAAUAAACCACCUAUUUACCAUAAAAAGUAGGGAAAUUAAUAAAAUAUAAAAAAUUAAGCAAUAAUUUAAUGCUUGAGCACUAAAAUUUUCAUAAAUUCCAAAAGUGGAAUUAAUUACUUUGAUUUAUGAACGACUCAAAUAACAAUAUAGUAAAUAAUUGUGGAAAAUGAUGUUUUUAUACACCAUAUGCGAAUAUUCGAGUAUCUUAUCCGUGGAACUGAUAUCAGUAGUUUCAUCUUCUGUCUACGAGAGGUCAGGCACAAGGAGAGUGAUUUCGAAAAGCGGUUUAUCGUUCGAUACCUUCUAUUGACCCUUUGCCGUAUAAUAUCGUAUCGCAUUCACGACACAACUUACAGUUGAACUUACAGUUGAAUUUUGAGUUAAAUUCUGAUAAUAAUUUGCCCAGUCAAGUACCGUUAAAUACCAUGUAAGCAUGAUAUUUAAAUUUUCAUUAUUUAUUUUAAAAUGCAAGCAAUGAAUAACUAUCGAAAAAAUAAUAGCAGAAGGGAUGAAUGCUUUGAUGACCAUAUAUUUUCAUGGAAUCUACGACUCUUGUUAUUUUAUUCUUUUGUCUUUAUACUUAACAAGAAAUUGUUAAUAAAUUACAUUUGAGUACAUACUUCGUUUAAUAUAUACUGAGACUUUAUUCAUUUUCAAAUUGUAAUCACUAUUUAAUAAAAAUAAUAGAUAAAGAGAAGGUGAAAAAUAGUAGCAUAAAAAAUUAAACAUCAAAGUUGCAAAUACCUUCAAGAACCAGCUCAGCCUGAUGGCGCGCACGAUCGAUCGAUUUAUCGAUCCGGAGUUGCCCAUCGCGAUCGAUGCGUAAGUCAUAGGUCUUCUCUCUCAUUCGCGCGCAAGACCCACGCCGACGCCAUUAUUAUAUUCUUAAUUAACCAGUGCAGAGGUGUCCAUCUCAUUGUCAGUUCUUUUAUGUUACUCAAGAACGUAUCAACUUAUGUGUAAAAUACCUUUGUACAAGCUCAUCCAAAUAUCUAACCACCAUGCAGGCUUUAUCAGAUACAGCUUAUUUACACUAUUAACUGAACAAGCACGUGAGUCGUCAACCACGUGCUUCUCAUUCACGCUCAAAAACAUUCACAACCAAAGCGGGCUGAAUUAACGGCGCUCAGACUCACUCGACCAUCUUAUUCACAAGCCAACUUCUCUGACACUCAGGUGGCGUUCAGGCAGCUCACUGUAAUACCAGAUCAUCGACGGCCGAUAAGGAAGAGAGCAGAUCAUCGAUAUGGCACAGCUAUUAAGGACCACUGACAAAUGGAGUGAGAUUCAGAGUGAUGAUUCGCAGGAGACAUUGGAGGUGUCGGAGCUGAACCCCUCACCUCGCACCUCGUCAGUGCUGCACUUACAUGCGACCAGGGCCAGCUUACCGGCAACGCUACCAAUAGAACUGCAGCUCAAGGUGCGGACGCAAAUGGGACGGCUCACCUCUAUUCAGGACGUGCACGAGGCAGUGAUAAAAAACUCAGGGGACCUCUCAAUGGAGGAAUUAGCCGAUCUGAAGGCACAGAUAGAAGAAGCGCUCAAGGCCUUCAACCAAGAGCAUGCUUACUUGGAGGUCGUGUGGCCUACCUCGAUGGCUCAUCAUGAGUAUUUUGAAGCAAACUGCCACUUGCAAAUGCAGAGAGCUUGCUCUGCGGUCAAAAGAUUCAUCGCCAAGGAGAAGGCAUCGCUUCUCAACUUAAGGUCAACUCAACAACUGGAGACACUACCGGUCAUCUCACUGCCCAAGUUCACUGGGAGCUACACCGAUUGGCCACCAUUCUUUGAGCUAUUCUCAUCAAUGAUUUUAACAAACACCAGAUUACAGAAUGUAGAAAAGUUUUACUACCUGAAGCGGUGUCUGGAGGGAGAGCCAGCUCAACUGAUCUCUAACCUCCCCCUGACAGACGCCUCCCUGCAGUCCGCACUAGAACAAUUAAGGACUCGGUAUGAGAAUAAAAGACUGCUCAUUCAGGCACAUUUAGAUCAGCUCUUGGCUUUGCCUGCUACCAAGCACCAUUCUGCAAGGUUGCUCAACCAACUUCUCACCGCCGCGAUUGAGAACAGGAACGCGGUCCUCAACCUGGUCGAUCCGAAUCAACUGGCGGACUGUAUAUUAGUCCACCAGGUGAGCAGCCGCCUAGAUGGUGCCACGAAGAAGAUGUGGGAGUCCUCAUUGGAGGCAACCAACGAAUACCCCACCUUCGAUCAGCUCACUCAGUUUGCCACGUCACGUGUACGAAUUUUGGAACGGCUCGAGGCAGAUCAAAACAAGUCAGCUCAACCGCAGUCCAAACAGGCGCCUCCACCGGAACAGCCAGUUCAGCCCGCACGGAUCAGAAGAACAAUUUCGCAUCAGGCAGUUCCGAGAGCCUCACCGUAUGAAGCCUGCGAUUGUUGCGGUCGCGGCCAUUACAUUGUUGCAUGCAGCCAGUUCAGGAGGAUGAGCAUAAAGGACCGGUUCAUGUGUGUACAGCUCAAUCGACUGUGCUACAACUGCUUGGGCAGGCACCCAUUGAAGGCCUGCAAAACGACUCGAGAGUGCAAGCUCUGUUCAACGCGGCACCACACGAUGCUUCAUGGAAGCGAGGUCGCUUUUAUGACCACAUCGACUCAACCACCUGCUUCUCAUCCUAAGCAAAGGGCAGGCUCAUCCCAGGCAUACUCAUUUACUUCACCAGGAGCGCGAUGAGGACCUAGCACAGUCGUCAGUUCAACUAAUUCAUCUCUACUCACAACAGCUCAUGCUCACAACAUUAGUUUCCACUCAUCAAAUUAGGCUCCUUAUAGACUCCGGCUCAGCAUUAUCUUUCAUAUUGGAACCAGCACAUCCGCUCACUUAACCUCCAAAGACACCGCUUAACCACGAUCAGUCGAUGUGAUGAUUGGAGCCGACUACUAUGGAUCCAUCAUCAACCAAACGUCAUCAAGGGCAUACCGUCAAUACCAUUGGCUCAACUUUCAAUAUUUGGAUGGUUCAUUCUUGGCCCAGUUAACAUGUCUCACUCACGUAAUUACCAUCCUCACUUUGCAGUUGCUCACGACGACCAGAAUGAUCUGCAAGAGCUGCUCACUGCAAGGGCAAAUUAAAGUUGGAAAGUACAAAAAAAUAUUAUAUUCUGUGUAAUUAUUUUAUUGUUGAUUUAUAAACGAAAAGAAAAUAUUUUCUAAAACUAUUCUCUUUCUAUACUGAAAAUAAAAAAUGA